CCCAAUUGUCAGCCUCCCUGCUUCCCUGGAAGCUUGGUUUUCAUCCCUCUCCGCAGUUGCGCCGUGUUUUUUCCCUUCCAUUGAGUUCCGGUCGGUGUAACGCUGCCUACGAAGUGACCUGCGUAUCCCUUCACAUCGAUCGGCGCCGGCGCCCCAUUCUUCAGCGACUGUCGUGAUGGCGUCGAAUCUCCCCAUCCCUAUCCCUCCGCGUACCCCGACUCCGCCCGCGGAUGACGGCCCUACCAGCGCGUUUGAGCCAUCCUCAACCCUUUACGACAAGGACUCGCUAUCCCCAUUGAGGGAUACCUUUACUCCCUCCAGGAGUACAUUAGAUGUCAAUGAUCCCACUCGCCUGAGCCCGACGCGGGCUGCCUUCAAUCUCAGUCCAGCCAGUGCUCGAUCACCAGGCGAUCAGAGCGACAAUGUCUCGUCCGCCGGCCCCUUCAAUUUCCAGACAACCACUAUGGCCAAGAGCCCCGUUGUCAAGUCUAACAUCGGACAGCGGCGCGGACAUAAGUACAAGCACAGUAGUAUAUCGCAUCAGAUCUUCCUCGAGCCACCACCUCGGGCCCCGCUAGCAUUGCCGAACUCUCUACCUAUUCCCACGUUCAAGGAAUACCGAUCGAGCAUGUCUAAGGACCAGACGACCCGUUUCUGGUGGAGCCUAUGUCAUAUGUCCGUCGCGGCGUAUACUUUGUGGAGCGCGCAUGGCUCGCUAGCUAUGACGGCGUUGUCGCAUCUGAUCUCAUUCGACUCCAUCGGGGCUCUCCUCUGCGUCGCGGUGGAUAUCCUAGGCAAUUUCGAGGUGUGGAAGCGAUCUAGCGUGCGCCAUCCCUUCGGGCUCGAACGAGCCGAGGUACUCGCCGGGUUCGCCAUGUGCGUGCUCCUGCUCUUCAUGGGCAUGGACCUGAUCUCGCACAAUCUGCAGCAUUUCCUCGAGUCCGCCGGCCACGAGCCGCACCACUCCCACGUGCACGAACGCGUAUCGCUGGGACGAGUGGAUUUCACGGCGCUGCUCGCCAUCGUGUCUACGCUCGUCUCGGCGAUUGGCCUCAAGAACCACGGCCGCAUUGGCAAGGCGAUGCGGUUUGGGUAUAUCGAAUCGCUGCCGUCGGUUCUCAGCAACCCCUCGCACUUCCUGACGCUCUCCUGCUCGUCCCUCCUGUUGCUGCUGCCGCUCGUCUCCAUCAAGCUGUACAAAUGGCUCGACGUGCUUUUGUCCGGCACCAUCUCUAUCUCGAUGUGCAUCAUCGGCGUGCGCCUGGUCAAAACCCUGGGGUCGAUGCUGCUGAUGUCGUACUCGGGGCAGGGCGUCACCGACGUGAUGCGCGACAUCGAAACGGAUCCCUGUGUGCGUGGGGUCGACGAUGCCCGAUUCUGGCAGGUGCACUACGGCCUGUGCAUGGCGAAUCUGAAGCUUCGCGUGUCGGGCCCGGAGGAGAAUCUGGCGCGGCUGCGUGAGCGGAUCACCAGUCUGAUCAAGAAUCGGCUGGGUGGGGGGUAUGGGACUGGAGGACAGAAGUGGGAGGUGUCGUUGCAGUUUGCGGUUGAGAAGGCGUGAUAUGUGUAUUUGAUAUGAUGUAUAUUAUGGACUGGACAUAAUUUGUUUUCUCUACUGGAAAUACAACCAUUUUCGGUUUGGUCUAUAUAGGGAUACCUAGG
Messenger RNA from Aspergillus japonicus CBS 114.51, 1662 nucleotides. RefSeq names its product cation efflux family protein family. The record is from RefSeq and is a predicted model, not a curated record. Gene Ontology annotation, biological process: zinc ion transport; intracellular zinc ion homeostasis; transmembrane transport. Gene Ontology annotation, molecular function: zinc ion transmembrane transporter activity. Lineage: Eukaryota; Fungi; Ascomycota; Eurotiomycetes; Eurotiales; Aspergillaceae. The transcript is spliced from 2 exons. Gene Ontology annotation, cellular component: membrane; Golgi apparatus. The coding region runs from base 176 to 1561 and encodes 461 amino acids.